UUCUUUGAUUUGUUGCAGGUGUUAAGAAUUGUGAUCCAAAGGGCCCUCUCAUGAUGUACAUCUCCAAAAUGGUCCCCACAUCCGACAAAGGGCGUUUCUAUGCCUUUGGGCGGGUCUUCUCUGGCAUUGUUUCUACAGGCCAGAAAGUGCGAAUAAUGGGACCAAACUAUACCCCAGGGAAAAAGGAAGAUCUCUAUCUGAAGCCCAUUCAGAGAACCAUCUUGAUGAUGGGUCGUUAUGUUGAGCCCAUUGAGGAUGUACCUUGUGGCAACAUUGUUGGUCUAGUUGGUGUUGACCAGUUUUUGGUGAAGACGGGCACUAUUACCACCUUUGAACAUGCCCACAACAUGAGAGUGAUGAAAUUUAGUGUUAGCCCAGUGGUGCGUGUUGCUGUUGAAGCAAAAAACCCUGCCGACCUACCCAAACUAGUGGAAGGUCUAAAGCGUCUCGCCAAGUCUGACCCUAUGGUCCAGGUGAGUGUUAUACGUUUGUGACCUAGAAUGAUUGGU
Molecule: messenger RNA, 509 nt
Organism: Sceloporus undulatus (fence lizard)
Lineage: Eukaryota; Metazoa; Chordata; Lepidosauria; Squamata; Phrynosomatidae
Product: elongation factor 2-like
Exons: 2
Coding region: 51-494 (147 amino acids)
Biological process (GO): translational elongation
Cellular component (GO): cytosol; ribonucleoprotein complex
Molecular function (GO): GTPase activity; translation elongation factor activity; ribosome binding
Source: RefSeq, a predicted model, not a curated record